Bipolaris zeicola 26-R-13 is the source of this 963-nucleotide messenger RNA. RefSeq lists its product as uncharacterized. The transcript has a single exon. Bases 1 to 963 code for a protein of 320 amino acids. NCBI's taxonomy places the organism in Eukaryota, Fungi, Ascomycota, Dothideomycetes, Pleosporales, Pleosporaceae. The record is from RefSeq and is a predicted model, not a curated record.
AUGGCCGCCACAAAAGCCAUUCUCGUCACCGGCGCUACUGGCAAGCAAGGCGGUGCUGUGCUCGAACAACUCGCAUCGCACCCCUCCAGCUCACAGUUUACGCUUUUGGCCGUCACCCGCGAUGCCAACUCUGGCUCAGCAAAGAAGAUUGUCGAGCGCCAUCCCGACGUCAAGCUCGUACAAGGCAACCUCGACGACCCUAAAGCACUCUUCGCCUCUGCCAAAGCCGCUUUGAAGGAAGCCAGCAAAGAAGAAAAAGUCUGGGGCGUCUACUCAGUCCAAGUUUCGCUCGGCAAAAACGUCACUCACGAGAGCGAAGUCGUGCAAGGCAACGCCCUAAUUGACGAGUCCAUCGAACAAGGCGUCACGCACUUUGUCUACUCGAGCGUUGACCGCGGCGGCAACGAGCGCAGCUUCGAGAACAAGACGCCCAUUCCGCAUUUCCAGAGCAAGUACGAGAUUGAGCAGCAUCUUCUCGAGAAAGCGGGUAAGAAGGGAGAAAACAUGGGCUGGACUAUCCUGCGUCCCGUGGCCUUUAUGGAUAACCUUACCCCUGCGUUUCCCACAAAGGUUUUCCUUGCUGCGCUGCGCGAUACCCUGCAGGGAAAGUCGCUUCAGUGGGUUUCGGUCGAGGACAUCGGACUGUUUGGUGCGCGUGCGUUUGUUGAUCAUGAGGAGUGGAAUGGACGUGCAGAGGGUCUUGCGGGCAGCGAGUUGACCAUGGAUGAGAUGAGUGGGUGCUUUGAACGCGUCAUCGGUAGCCCGCUCCCUGCGACAUAUGGUUUCUUUGGGUCAACGCUCAUGUGGGCGGUGACGGAAGUGAAUGUUAUGAUUAGCUGGUUUGCGGCUGAGGGCUAUGGUGCUGACAUUAGCAAGUUGAAGAAGGAGGAGCCCAAGUUGUGUGAUUUUGAGACUUGGCUUGCGGAGAGGAGUGGAUGGAAAGAUCAGGCUAUCAAGAGGUAG